Molecule: messenger RNA, 4255 nt
Organism: Drosophila suzukii
Lineage: Eukaryota; Metazoa; Arthropoda; Insecta; Diptera; Drosophilidae
Source: RefSeq, a predicted model, not a curated record
UGGAUUCAUUGUCUAGACACAGCUCACAGCUAUCACACACAACAUAUUUUAAACCUAAAAAAAAUUCCACCAAAUUCAAAAUUUCAAAAUUUUUGUUCUGGACCUUUUAAUAGAAGUGUAAAGUUUUGUAUUAUGCGCGUAUUUGGUAGAGUAACGAACUAUUUUAAGUGAAAAAAAAAUUCUCAAAACAUAAAAAGCAAAAAUGCCGGGGAUACUCGGGACGUUCCCGACUCAUCGUCUUGGACCGCACCUCUCGCAGAUAUCCCGAUGCCUUAGCUACCACGCUCCGCUCUUCCGGCCGCGCAGCCUGAUCCACGAAAAGAGGUUCAGACAGUUGUGCAUCAGUGUCACCUCUGGAGCCAAGACGACUCCUCAGGCUGACAGGACCUGCAAUCCAGGUCGCGUCCGGGUGCAGAAGUACUCGCAGAAGGGCAACAAUGUCUUCUCUAUCAGCGACAAUGUGGAUAUGUUGCGGAAACGGAUCAGCUUCUCUGGGACAUCGGGCAAUGCACCCAAGAUCCUGCCCAUUGGCCUGAUCACACCGGAAACUGGCGAUGGCAAGGAACUGAAGAUCGUCAUCGUGCCUUUGGACCUGUCCGGCAUGGAUGCCAAUGCUCUGAAGGAUACACUGGAGACCAUCAACCAGUUGCGGUUGUACGCCAAUCAUAUAGAGACCUUUUCCAGCAGCAUGGUCGAGGAAUACGGCGCCUUGAACGAAGCCCUUCAGGAAGUGGAAUCGCAGGCACAGUCGGAAGACGUCAAGGCGGAGUCCAACGCCGAUGAUCGUAAAUUCUGGGAAAGCUACCCAUCCUCACCAGCGGCCGACGUCGAUGCCGUGGGAACCGCAAUGGAUGCGGGCAUGGGUGCGGGGUCCAACAUGCCCCUGCAGCGCCAGGCUGCGGUCAGUAGCUGCCUUCAGAACUCUCUGGGAAAUCCAGUUCGUCCAGCAGCUACCAGUUCUUCACUGAAAACCACCAAGUCCAUGUCAGCGCUGGCCCAACCCGAACCCAUCCAGGACUCUGGCCUGGGAGCAAAUCUCAAAGAGCUCGCCUCCCAAGAGGGCGACUUUGUCGAGGAGGUGCGAGUGGAUGUGCCGCAGGAUCUGAGCAAUCGACUCAACGAGAUGGCAGUCUCCUCCAUGGAGCUGUCCUUUGAAAUGGACAUGACCAACCUGCGAGAUGCUCUCAAUAACAAGGACCCGAAUUCGGUAGCUCCGCAAAAUCCCAUGAUCUGUAUGCACACCAAGGUGGAACUGGAUGCAACCGGUAAGGCGGUGCAAACCCUGCCUCUCAGGUUCAAUGCCUUGAUCUCUGGCGUGGUGGAGAUCGAUGCUCAGAAGCUUAAGGACGCCCAGUUGACAGAGGAUAAAAUGCCAGGGUUCAACGAUGACCUCACAUCGCUGGCUGCCAAUCUUUGCAGCACCGCCCUGGAAAAGGGUUUCGCCACCAGCUCAAAAUCUCCGGACGACCCCUAUAUCGCCGAUCUGGAACUGACCAAGGAUGAGGAGGCCUUUCCGACCAGGAUCAUCGAUACUUCCUAUAUGUCGGCAUCUACUCAAAUCGGACAUCAGCGUGAAGCCCUGCAGAAGAUAGCAGAGGAAGCUUCUACUGUGCCGGGCAUCCAGGAGGUGGAGGUACCUGUUCCGGUGGACAAGGAUGGCUGCAAGAAUCCGCCCGUGAAGCCCAAGCGCAAAUGUCCUGGCAAAUGUCCCCUUAUCACAGAUCCCUGCAAGGAGGAUCCUUGCGAGCGUCCUGAAAAGAAAAAGGCCCCCAAGAAAAAGGCGGAACAAACCACGGAGAUAACAUCAAAGGCCAAGGGUGGCGGCAAGAAAGAUUCCUGUGCAAAGGGCGGAAAAGGCAAGGACAAGAAGGAUCCAUGUGCCCAGAAGAAGGACGGCGGUGGCAAGAAAAAGGAUCCUUGUGCUAAGUUCAAGUCUGGGGAGAAGAAAGAUCCUUGUGCCAAGAAGGACGAUAAGAAAAAGGAUCCUUGCGCCAAGAAGAAGGAUCCCUGUGCCAAGAAAGACGAUAAGAAAAAGGAUCCCUGUGCCAAGAAGAAGGAUCCUUGCGCCAAGAAAGACGAUAAGAAGAAAGAUCCUUGUGCCAAGAAGAAGGAUCCCUGUGCCAAGAAAGAUGAUAAAAAGAAAGAUCCCUGCGCCAAAAAGAAGGAUCCCUGCGCCAAAAAAGACGAUAAGAAGAAAGAUCCCUGUGCCAAGAAGAAGGAUCCUUGUGCUAAGAAGGACGAUAAAAAGAAGGAUCCAUGCGCCAAAAAAGACAAUAAGAAGAAAGACCCCUGUGCCAAGGACAAAAAGAAGGAUCCCUGCGCCAAGGGCGGUAAGGAUGACAAGAAGAAAAAGGAUCCCUGUGCCAAGUUUAAGAAGGGCGGCAAGGAUGGCAAGGAUAAGUGCAAGUUCUCCACCUUUUCUAGGCGUCCAGAUCCAAGCAAACGCUAUCUGUCCACUGCCCUGAGCCACGUCUUCCAAGAAUCGGCUCCAGUUCCAAAAGCUCCCCGCUUCCAAGUCUACUCCACUCUUGUACGCCGUCACUAUCGUGUCCCUGCUCUCAAGACCUCGAGCUCCUGCCAGUGUUCCCUAUGUAAGGGUCAUCUGCUGGACAAGGCAACUCCUCCUGCCCGGUUCACGAUCAACACAACCCUUCUGCGGCGACGCUUUGGUGGACUUGCGGGUAGGAUCACCCCUGGUUCCCUGAGCCAAUUCAGCUAUCGGGGAUACGCGAAGAAAAGCAAGAAGGGCGGCAAGUGCGGCCAGAUGGCGCCCAAGUACCCCAAGAGUCGUGGCAAGGACAUCAAGGAGCGGACGGGUCUGCGAGAGGAUUGUUUCAGCGGUGAAGACGGCGGUUGCGGGAUCAAAAGCUGCACCGGCAAGUGCGCCAAGGUCAAGUUCCCCAAGAAGAAGUGCGAGCGCAAGGAGAAAAAGGACGAUGGUAGAAUAGGCAAUCUCUUCGCCCGGAAUACCUCUGUGCAGCUGCAGACGCAACGACGAUCACUCAGCACAAGGGUCUGUUGCCACCCUUCUCCGAAACCCAAAUCUGACGAACAGGCUCUUGCGCUGCGUAUCUCGAAUUCCUAUGAGGUCAAGGUGGUUCCCGUUUCCAAACCUCGUCCCAAGGAUUUCGACGUUCUUAUUCGAACGGGUUCCGUGGCCAUCUCGAACUCGGACAUACAUGUGUACGAGAACGGCAGUCGCGACAUAGAAGCCAUGUCCCUGGGCCACGAUGCCACGGGAUUCGUGGAGGAAGUCGGUCGCUGUGUCCAUCAUCUGCACGUGGGUGACCGUGUCGUCAUGGAGUCUGCCUUGUCCUGCGGCAUCUGCGACCUGUGCAAGCAAGGGCAGUACAACAUGUGCUCUGGGCUGGUGUACAAUGGCUUCCUGAGCACCUACCAAACGCAUCCGGCCGACCUAUGUCACCGACUUCCCCCGUCCAUCAGCAUGGAGGAGGGCGCCCUAACCCAAACAUUAGCCCUGGGAUGUCAGGCGUGCUUCAAGGCUAAUAUCACGCCCACCAGCAAUGUCCUCAUCCUGGGAUCCUGUCCGACGGCAGUGGCGGCAGGCAUAUGCGCCAAUGCCAUCGGGGCCAAGCGUGUGGCCAUUGCAGGAUGCAUGGCUCCCGCCCUGGAUGUGGUAGCCCGGGACUUUGGCUUCCAAGCCGUCGAGUUCGACAGCAACGCCCUGUUCGGUGAGGUCCUGGAGGCCAUCUACAGCAAGUUCAAGGACUGGCCAGACUGCGUCAUAAACUGCUCCAUCUCGGCCAUGACGAUGAACCUGGCGGUCAUGGCCCUGCAGCCUUGUGGCGUCUGCGUGCUGGCUGAGUGCGAUUCGGAGUGCGCCAGUUUCAAUGCCUUGGAUGUCCUGAUGAAGAACAUCCGCCUGGUGCCCAGCUUUCGGUCCGCCAAUAUGUAUCCCACUGCCAUCCAACUCAUGCGAUCUGGUCGUGCACUCAUGCACAAGUUCAUUACGGCCUCAUAUCCUCUAAGCAAGGCGGAGGAGGCCUUCCGAACUGCCCAGCACGAGUCCAACGUUGGGCUGGGGAAGAUCAUUGUUAACUGUGCGGACGAAGUGGACAUCGAGGAGAAUCUAAGGAGGAAUUCCAAAUUGGCAUCGUAGAAAAUUAUGGUAGUAAAAGCUGUGUAGAAGACCACAUCAAUGAAUUCUAUUAUACUUGAGGUUGCUACUCGUGUGUUUUCGAUUUUAAAUUGGGAAUUAAAAUAAAACAAUAAAUUUUAAGUAUUGCAACAAAAA